AUGAAAAGCCAUGACAAUGUUUUCAGGGUUGUACCAGGAAGUGAUUUUAAUUUGAAAGCAUUACCAUUUUUAGUAGUUCCUUCCUAGUUUCAGGUUUGACAAUUGUAAAGCCUGCAUUGUCUGCGAGUGCUGUAUUUGCUCAAAUUAUCUGAACUCUUAAAGCUGAAAUAAUUUUGGCAUAUUUCAGUAAUUUAACUAUCAUUUAAUCAAAAAAUCAUUGUUUUAGAUUGGAUGUAAUUACAUUUAUCCUUAACCAAAUGGCUAUUAAUGUACUAUUAUAUGAGCAAUGUUGUGUGGUGAGGUGAUACAUGUUUUGUGAGUGCAACUUGAAGAGUAUUCACCAUGGAUGGCAGAAGAAAGGACCAGUACCAAUGGAGAAAAAUGGCCUCAGGGGAGGUAAGCUGGCCUACUCCAAUGAAGGCCAUAGGAGCACAAAACCUCCUGACAAUGCCAGACGGGGUGACGUUUUCUGGAUAUCUCCACAAGAAGGGAGGCACACAGAUUCAAAUUUUGAAAUGGCCAUUACGGUUUGUCAUCAUACACAAAGGAUGCAUUUACUACUUCAAGACAAGCACCUCUGCCUCUCCACAGGGGGCGUUUUCUUUAAAUGGGUACAACAGGGUAAUGAGGGCGACAGAAGAGACAACAUCAAGUAACGUCUUCCCUUUCAAAAUUGUGCACUUCAGCAAAAAGCACAGAACAUGGUACUUCUCUGCAGCGUGUGAGGAGGAAAGGAAGAAAUGGAUGUUAUGUUUGAGAAAAGAAAUUGACUACUACCAUGACAAAAGGGAUAAUCAGGCUCAGCAAAGUGUUUCAGGUUCUGACUCAGAAAGCUUUUAUGGCUCUGUUGAACGGCUUAUUGACAUCAGAUAUACCCCUGAGACAUCUGACGAUGGUGACUAUGUGGAAGAGGAAGAGGAAGAGGAAGAGGAAGAGAAAUAUUAUUUGAAACCAGACGAAUCACGGGAACCAAACAUUUUAAAUCGACCUGAUGCACCUCCUCCUGCCUACCCUCCACCUCCUGUCCCUCUUAAGCCAUACCGGCAUGAAACACCACCUCAGAAAACCACAGGAAUCAGGGCAAUGCCCCCAAACCUUCCACCUGCUCCAAAGAAAGGUCUACCACAGACACAAUUUCCCAGGAAGGAAUCUCCACCAUUUCCUGAACACAAAAGAAGUGAAUGUGAACUAGCUAAGGAGGCAGCUGUGAUUCUCAGCAAAGGCCCUCCUCCACAGUUACCGUUCGCCUCUCAUUUGAAGAAGCCAGCCACUGACACAAAAGAGGUGCCUGUCAAAAGCCCCACCCCAAGUAAAUUUCCAAAGGCAUUGCCAAUUUGCAGUGAUCUUGAGAAAAAGCUAGCUGUGAGCAACAAACCUUCCCAUGCCACCUUGCCACUUCUCAGUAGUAUUGAGAAAAAACUUCCUGUGAGCAACAAACCCUCACAUGCUACCUUUCCGAAAACAACACCACCACAAAACCCCAACCUGAUUGCCAAGUCUCUGCAGUGUGAGAAGCCUGGGAUGUACAAGCCCCCACUGUUGCCCAAAACUCUGCCUGCUGGAGUGAAGCCAAAGCCAAAGCCAAAACAUCAAGGGCAAUCCUUACAGAGAUCUUCCCCGGAUGGACAAAGUUUCCGUUCUUCAGUGGAUGAAGAGCCAGCACAUUUGCGAACUAAGUCCCAGUCAAACGAUUAUGACUCAGACGAAGACUAUGAAAAGGUGCAAUUACCUAACUCUGUUUUUGUAAGUACAACAGAUACCAGUGAGAUUGAAAGGUUAUUUAAAGACACUGAUCUAAGAGGUAAUCCACAGGAUGGAUUGUACUGUAUAAGGAAUUCAACAACCAGGACAACAAAGGUCUUAGUUGUAUGGGAUGCAACUACACAUAAAACAAGGAACUACAGAAUCUUUGAAAAGAACUCCAGGGUCUUUCUAGAAAAUGACCUGACAUUCCCUUCAUUUGAAGGAUUGGUUGAUCACUACUACAGCCAUGUUCUACCCAGCCACGAAACACUCCGUCUUCAGAAACCGUAUGGCUGUCCGGUACUGAGGUGAUACAGUUUGUGACAAUGCUGCAGAUCAAAGACGAUGUCUAACCAAGCUCUCAGAAGAAGGUUAAAUCGAUGUCACCCUGGAUGCUGACUUUCAGGAGGGAGCAGCUGGGAUGUCAACUUGUUUUUUAGUGGAAACUCAGCCAGUAAGCAGUAUUUGAUAGGGUAUGGAAAAGUCUGUUGGCCCCUCUUUCUUGUCAUUAUCAUGACACAGAGUGCCACUAGUUGCUCCUAAUAAACAAUGUUCUGGUCUGUGUCUCAGGUUUAAAGCAUUGUAUCUGAAUUAUGUAAAUGAUGCUACAACAAUGCCGCUAUGGUUUAUAAUGGGGUACUGGUAGUAUUCCGAUGAAGGAAUUAUUGUUCCAGCAGAAAGAUGACAUGUGGGCUGUGCUGAAAACCUGAAUAUUUCACACCUCCCUUAAGGUUAAAUUUGUGACUGAUCGAAAUGUGAUUUUUUUUUUUUGUCUAAAAAGUGUUCCUCCUGUGGGUCCUUCAGUGUGUUUUAGUAAUACAUGUACUCACUAAUAUUAUGCCAGUUUUUUCAAUAUUAGAGGUUAGUAAAAAAAAUGUAUUUACAAACAAAUCUACUGACAAUUAUUUAAACACACCAAGUUCUCAUGUUCAGAUAAUGCUGAACUCUUUGCUUUCUCCAAGCUGAAUUGGACAUGGUCGGUGUGUUAUAUUAAACCAAAAUGUCAAUUAAGUAUUAUCGGUUGGAUUCAAAGACCCUGAUUAGCAUUUUUCUUGGACUACCUCAUUUUACUUUAGGUAAGGUUGUUCAGGAUUUGUGCUAAAUGGGGUAUAUGAAGCCAGCCUUAUAAAAAAGUUGUGCACACAUACAUGUCUAUAACAUUUGCUGUAGACUGGAUGUCUGAUGUUGUCUAAUUUCAGAAGAUAAACAUAGGCAGGGUUUCCAUGCAGUUUAGAAAAUCCAGAUUCUCUCUCCAUUGUCAUGAGAAUGUGACGUAGCACACACACCACGCACAUUCCUCAAGCUAUAGUGUACGGCAAAAACGUGGCAUGACUUAAAAAGGUGAGUAAAUCACCUUCUCACACUAAAAAGCCAAGCAAAA
This is a messenger RNA of Acipenser ruthenus (sterlet), 3124 nucleotides long. It is a transcript of the gene sh3bp2, whose product is annotated as SH3-domain binding protein 2. NCBI's taxonomy places the organism in Eukaryota, Metazoa, Chordata, Actinopteri, Acipenseriformes, Acipenseridae. Bases 343 to 2055 code for a protein of 570 amino acids. The transcript has 13 exons. Gene Ontology annotation, biological process: signal transduction. Gene Ontology annotation, molecular function: SH3 domain binding. The record is from RefSeq and is a predicted model, not a curated record.